AUGUCGCAAACAGCGACCUUCCCUAGCCUCGUAGCGAGGCAGAACAACGGCAAUGGCGUCGUCCCUUCAGCGCUCAUUGAGCAACUCAACGCCAACGGCGCUACCGACCUCAAAAAGGUGGGCAUCACCAUCGUCGCCUUUGUUGCGCUCGCCCUCGUCACUGUCAUCGCUUUCCAGAUCCUCCGUCCAAACAACAAGAUUGUCUACGCUCCCAAAUACAAGUACGCCGAAGAAGGCAAAGCGCCCCCCAAAGCGUCCGAAGGCUUCUUUGGCUGGCUUCCGCCCAUCAUCAAGUACAAAGAACACGAUCUCUUGCCCCUCAUCGGCCUUGAUGGCGUCACCUUCCUCCGCUUCAUCCGCAUGAUGCGAUGGAUGCUCACCACACUCGCCAUCCUCAUGUCGGUCGUCCUCAUGCCCGUCGACAUCGCUUACAACAUGCGCAACGGAGGCAGUAACCUCGUCACCAACAAGCUCAACUACCUCAACAUGUCCAACGUUCACGGCAACUACAUGUGGGCUCACGUCGGCAUGAGCUACGUCGGCACCAUCGUUGCGCUCGCCUUCAUCUGGUAUCACUAUCGAGAAAUGGUCCGCUUGAGAUGGGCCUACUUCCGAUCCGAAGAGUACCAGACCAGCUUUCACGCCCGAACGCUCAUGAUCACCGACGUCACAAAGCGCUACCAAGCCGAUAACGCUCUCGGCGCCGUCCUGUCCGAGCUCAAGAUGCCCUACCCUACCACCGAGGUGCACAUCGGUCGACGCGUCGGCAUUCUGCCCGAUCUCAUCGAGAAGCACAACGACUUGGUGCGCGAGCUCGAACGGGUCCUGGCAAAGUACCUCAAGAAUCCCAACCAGGUGCCUGCCAAACGACCCACCAAAACCAUCGGCGGCUUCAUGGGCUGUGGCGGCAAGAAAGUAGAUGCGAUCGACUACCUCACCAGCCAGAUCAACCGCGUCGAGGCUGCCGUGAUGCACCAGCGAGACACCAUCCAGGACAAGCAGCCCGAGAUGUACGGAUUCGCCUCGCUCGCUGCUGUUCCAUACGCGCACGCAGCCGCCAAGGUGCUUCAGGGCAAGAGGCCCGGCGGCAUGCGCGUCACCCUCGCUCCCCCUCCCACCGGUAUCAUCUGGAAGAAUCUCACCAGGUCACGCGCCAGCCGUGCCAAGUCGAGCUUCUUUGGCUUCCUCAUGCUGCUCGUCCUCUUCUUCCUUAACAUCUUCCCUUUGAUUAUUGUGUCGCUGCUCUCCAACAUGGCGGGCCUCACCACCAUUUCCUGGCUUGGUUGGCUCAAAGACUGGCAAUCGUCCAGCUCGUUCACUUUCGCCGCCGUCUCGGGUCUCGGUGCUCCCAUCAUCAUGGGCAUCGCUUCCUUCUUCUUCCCCCUCGCCAUGCGCAGGAUCGCCAAGUACCGAGGGAUCCAGACCCGCUACAGGCUCGACCGUCUGCUGGUCGGACAGUACUUUGGCUUUCUCGUCAUCUCGCAGUUCCUCUUCUUCUCGCUCAUCGGUGUCAUUCUCUCGCUCGUCUCGCAGCUCGUCGUCGAGAUCAACAAGGACAGCGCCCUCAACAUUAUCGAAAGGCUCGGACGAACGGCUGCGUACGCAGCAAAGCAACAGUACCUCAAUCAGUCCAACUACUGGCUCACCUGGCUGCCACUCCGAGGGUACCUGGCCGUCUUUGAUCUCGCACAAGUCAUCAAGCUGAUGCUCGUCUGGGUUCAAAAGGUCUUCUUCGGACGCACGCCGCGUGAUGUGCGAGAGUACACUAAGCCUCCCGUGUUCGACUACUGGAUGUACUACGCCAACUUUCUCUUCAUGGCGGCUGUCGCCAUGAUCUAUGCGCCUCUCGCCCCGCUCGUUAUCGUCUUCUCCGCCGUCGUGUUCUGGGCCAACUCGUUCAUCUACAAGUACCAGCUCAUGUACGUCUUUGUCACCAAGCACGAGACCGGCGGCAUGCUGUGGCGACCCGCCAUCAACCGUCUGCUCGUCUGCAUCGGCUUCAUGCAGGUCAUCCUCAUCCUCGCCGUCGUGCUCGACACGCUCAACUACUAUCAGGCCAUCGCUGCCCUGCCGCCCAUCCUCAUGCUCGUGGGCUUCAAGAUCUACUGCCGAACCACCUUUGACCGCCGCUUCGAUUGGUACAUCCCCAACGAGGCCGAGAUUGCCGCCUCCAAAAUUCACGGCGGUGAUGCGCGUCACAACCGUCUGCAGCGUCGCUUCGGCCACCCAACGCUCCACUCGAAGCUGUUCACACCCAUGGUGCACGCCAAGGUCAAGCAUCUCUUGCCGCAAGUGUACAAGGGUCGCAUCGAUCAGGGUGUCGCCGUCGUGGAUGGGCGCAAGGUCGAGACCGAGCAGGUGGCUGGUGGUCUCAAGAUCGCUGCCAUCGAAGAGGAUCAGCUCGAGUACGAUCCCCGCAAGGAUUCGGACAAUCGUUCGGUCAUGUCAGGCACCACGCUUGGCGGCAUGUCGAUGGCUGGCAUUGGCGCUACGAGUCCCGAUGACCUCGCUGAAACGCGCGCCAACUACUUCAAGGACCAGUACGCCAACUACAUGGCCGGAGGCAACACGCAUGGCGGCGAGGAAUUCGAGAUGGCCAACGUCUCUGCUCGUGACAGCCGCGACAACCUCCUCGAGAAACGUCAGCACAGCUUGUACAACGAGUCCUUGGACGGCACACUGGCAGGCACCACCUACGGCGGCAAAUCGUCCCCUGAAGGCGUGGGCGCACAUGGGGCCUACAAUAGCUACUCGGCGAACACAACCCCAGCGUUCGAGGGCGGUAUGCCUCAGCAAGCACGCUAUGUUGACCCUUACGCACAGAUCGGCCAGUCGCAGCUGCCACGCAUGGGAGCCAACCACAGCGCUCAGGGUAGCCAGACGAGUCUGGGCUCCUACGGCAACCUUUUGUACGGCAGCACCAAUCCUGCAGUAGCGGCAGCGACGGCGGCGGCAGCUACACCCGCUAGAGGAUAUGGGCCGCCCGCAUCACAAGCUCCUUCGUACGGCGGCAGCACCAUGGGACGAACGCCGUCGCCAGGUCAGCCGCAGCAGAUCUCGCCUGGCACUGUGAUUGCGCCAAUGGCCACGUCGACACCGCAGUACCACGCAGGCGGCGGCGGUGGUUACACUGCUUCGCCACCGAACUACCAGCAGCCGCAGCGAUUCAUGGGCGCACCACCCUCUCGCCAGGCAUCGGCCGACUAUCCUUACCACCCCAGCGGCGGGUACGGUCAGCAGCAGCAGUCACCUCAGCACGCACCGGUCUAUGCACACCAACAGCAGGCGGCGUCGCAGCCGGGACAGCCAUACGCUCAUGGGCAGCAGUCGAGUGGAGGCAACUACUACCCUUCUCAGCAUGGUUCGCACGGUGGCUCCGGAUACCAACAAGGAGGCCCCCACGGCUACCAGCGCUAA
Kalmanozyma brasiliensis GHG001 is the source of this 3417-nucleotide messenger RNA. Its product is annotated as protein of unknown function DUF4463. Gene Ontology annotation, cellular component: plasma membrane. Lineage: Eukaryota; Fungi; Basidiomycota; Ustilaginomycetes; Ustilaginales. Gene Ontology annotation, molecular function: calcium-activated cation channel activity. The record is from RefSeq and is a predicted model, not a curated record. The transcript has a single exon. Bases 1 to 3417 code for a protein of 1138 amino acids.